AUGCCGCCAUUCUUGAAAAUAUAUGAUGGUACAACGGACCCGGAGGAUCAUGUGACCCACUAUGUUACUGCAGUGAAAGGCAAUGACCUUGCAAAAGAACAAGUAUCUUCCAUAUUGCUGAAGAAGUUUGGAGAAACCCUAACCGGCGGGGCCCUGACUUGGUACUCGCAAUUACCUGCGCGCUCCAUAGAAAUGUUUGAGGAAAUGACCGACAAGUUUGUCACCGCCCAUGCCGGAGCCAAGAAAGCGGAGGCAAGGGUCAACGACAUAUUCGCCAUUAAACAAUCACCUGGUGAAGGACUCAGGGACUUCCUCGCCCGGUUCAACCAUGUAAGAAUGACCCUUGCGAAUGUAUCUGAAGGAAUGGUGGUGGCCGCUUUCCAGAAUGGGCUAAGCAAAAGUGGGUCACGGGCAACCAAAAAGUUGCUAAGCCGACUCAUGAAAUACCCUCCAACCACUUGGGACGAGAUACACAAUGCCUACUAUGCCGAGGAACGGGGUCACAAGACCAACGACUGCAUCGCCCUUAGACAAGAGGUCAUGAACAUGCUUCACCAAGGGCACCUAAAAGGGUUGAUGAGCGAUCGAGCGAGGGACAACUUCGCCCGAGGGCGAGAACAGCAUCAGGGGCCGCCCAAACCACCUUCCCUGGUUCGGACCAUUCAAAUGAUCAUCGGAGGAGGCGAUGACGCAUCCAUCAAUAGUGUGAAGUUUACCCCCACUCAGAAGCUCAAGCGGUCAAUCACCCACGAAUGGUAUGACGAACUCAAAGAAAGUAUCAUCUUUGAUAAGUCGGAUACCCACAGUUUGGUCUUUCCUCACUAUGACGCCCUUGUCAUUACUUUACCUGUUCUUGAUACUGAUGUAAGACGUAUCAUGGUCGAUGAUGGAAGCGGCGCGUGCAUUAUCCAUCCUCGAGUUCUCACCCAAAUAAAGCUCGAGGACAAGAUAGUGCCAUGUUGCAUCACACUAACAGGUUUUAACAAUGAAGCUGAGCGGACAUCUGGAGAAUUUCGCUGCCCAUCUUGGCCGGCAGCAUUGGCCAAGUGGGCCAUAGAGCUGAGCGAGCACGAUAUAACCUAUCAGUUGCAAACUGCGAUAAUGUCGCAAGUUCUUGCCAACUUCGCCGCCGACUACAGUGAGAAGUUAAUGUCCGAGGUCGAAAGGGAAACCGCCAUUUCCUCCACCAAAGUACACGACCAAUGGGUUUUGUACACCGAUGAUGCUUCUAACGCAUCAGGAUCUGGACUGGGACUCGUACUCGAAGUCCCAGCAGGCGAAAUGGUUGCCCAAUCCAUACGAUGCCCUGAUAUGACUAACAACGAGGCCGAGUAUGAGGCCGUGAUUGCAGGGUUAAACUAA
Messenger RNA from Nicotiana attenuata, 1362 nucleotides. RefSeq lists its product as uncharacterized. NCBI's taxonomy places the organism in Eukaryota, Viridiplantae, Streptophyta, Magnoliopsida, Solanales, Solanaceae. Gene Ontology annotation, molecular function: nucleic acid binding; RNA-DNA hybrid ribonuclease activity. The transcript is spliced from 3 exons. The record is from RefSeq and is a predicted model, not a curated record. The coding region runs from base 1 to 1362 and encodes 453 amino acids.